Molecule: messenger RNA, 2015 nt
Organism: Prorocentrum cordatum
Lineage: Eukaryota; Dinophyceae; Prorocentrales; Prorocentraceae
Source: the annotation of a GenBank genome assembly
GGGGGGCCUCGUCGCCACGGCUGGAUUCGAUUCGUAGCUGCGCGUCGUCGUCGUCGUCGUCGCCGGAGCCAUUCUUGUCCCAAGCCAUCUUGCUUUGUGUCUUUGCCGCAUUCUUAGGGGAGUCGCCAUCGAAGAUGUCUCCGUACGAUGAACUUCCAUCGCGUGCGGUGGCUUCUAGCGGGACCCACAACACUGUCUGUUGCAUCGUCUGUGCACGUGCAGCUUGUCGCAACCGAUCCGCUAUGUCCGCCAGUGUCAUGCUGUGCCGAGCAGAGCGUUGAGGCGUCUACCAGGCCAGGCUGCUUUGUCCAUGCACUGUGGACGUUCAAUUAUUGUUGUUCGACUGGGCCGAGAUUGGACUGCUACAGAUGGGGUGAGGACUCUCCAGGAUAUGAUCUUGUCGUCCAUACCGCGAUCUCUGGAGUUCAGUGUCGCCAUCUUUGUCAAUCCCACGAGGCAUGUGUUUAUUGGACCUACUUGGUCGACGCGCCCCAGCUGCCCGAUGGCUUGCGUGGGCAAUGCUAUCUGAAAGGGGACGGGGCAGUCAAAAACCCUGUGCAAGCACACCCGUUUGUCGUCAGCGGAGAGCGCAUCUGCACUCAGUUUGGAGAGGGAAUGCCUCGUGCCGACGCGGCAGCGAGGCCAGGACUGGAUGUUCGCGUGCAGGGCACGCUCGUUCCGUGGCGAACGGCGGCAGGCUCUCUCAGCGCCGCGGCCGCAGCAGGUUACGCCGUGCUGGCGUCUGCGGGAACCAACCAGUGGCACGUAGAGGCUGCAGAGCUGGUGAGAACGCUGGGCUUCGUGGUCGUGCUUGACGCCCUCGAUCCAGGCAGCGUGCGCAGGCUUCGCCAGUCGGUAAAGGGGGUUUCAGAUCUCAUGCUCUCCCACGAUCGUGACCGCAUCGGCAACCGGGGGCCGAGGAGAUACAGCUAUGGUGGAGCCUCGCAGACUCUGCACAUGGUGCACGUCCAGGAGUGGGCAGGGCUUGUGGACAAUGCCGCCGUGAACGCGGUUCUGCCUCAUGUGUUUCCUCAGGGCUAUUUAGCGGUGGGCGGUGGUGGCGAUUUUGUCCUCGGCAGCACGAGCACGUAUCAAUCAUUACACUUGGAUGUUGGAGGAGGCCCCAUCUACGAUUUGGGCGUUCCACCUGCCGUCGGUGCGAAUUUUGUAGUGGACGACCUGACAUGCGCCGAUGCACCAUUGCGCAUUGUCGUUGGAUCACAUAGCAAUCCAGAUAAUCCGCCUUCUUUGAUGACAGAGGCGGAAGAUCUGAAGGCUUCUGUCAUUUGCCCGUUGCCUGCUGGAAGCGUUAUCAUCCGCGACUUGCGAGCUUGGCACGGUGGCACUCCAAGCGGCUCUGGCAAGGAUCGCUACAUGCCGAACGCGGAGUAUGUCAGCCUGCAGUGGGGCCAGCUUACUUGCGGAACUGGUCAAAUCUUGGACCCAUGCCAGCCGGUGCUCCCCAAGUCAUUAUAUGAGCAGAUGUCGCCGCUGGGCAGAGCCAUUUCGGAGAGCAUUGUCGACAGAUCCGGGAUGCUGGAUCAUCUGAUGCGUGAUGGGGAAUGGCUGAGGAAAGAUUUUGCGCACUUCGAGCGGCACCAGGCCCACGUCUUCUGACAGCCGUAGGGCCCUUUCUGCAGGCAGGUCGCGGAGCGAGAGCUCGUAGCGUCAGUAUCGCCGGGCCGACGUCCGCCCGCCCCGUCGCGCUCGCGGUCGGGCAGCGCGCGCGAGGGGCAACGAGGUGGUGCAGGAUGUGGGAGGCGCCAGCCGCAGCUGCCAGCAGCGAGCCGAGGGGGUCCCAGACAUCUGGCCGAUCCAUCUUUUUCGAUGCGUGGGCCCCGGAGGUCUGGACCAUUCUCCCAGGACCCGUUUUUCGUCCCGAGCCGUUUUUUUUGGACGGUCCCAGAGCACGGCGAGGUCCCCUGGAGGUCGAGAGCUGCCAGUUUUUUGGGAGCGUCGGGUCUCCGUGGACGCCCGCCGCAACAGCCAGCAGCAAGCCGACGGGGCGAUGCGGC